CUUGCAUCACUCGCAUUUGGUCGCUUCGUUUGCCAGGUUGUUCUGCGUUAAGUUGAAUUUGUAAAAAAGGUGUAUUUUUUUUAUUUCUUCUGUUAUGCACAAAAAUAAAUGAGCCUAGUGAAUCAUUUAAUCGUGGAGCUAUAAUUAAACCUAAUAUUAAAAGUGCAGUGGCUAAAAUAACGCGGAAAGAUCUGUGCAAAAAACGAACGGAACAGCCAGUCUGUGAAAAAUACAAUCACAAUGCAAUGAUUCAAGUUAAUGACGUCGCGAAUUCGACCAAUUACGUACAACGGCAAUAACAAAGCAGAGUCUGUCUAGUAGAGUGAUUCUACAAAUCAGUAUGAAAAUAACAAAUUUAACACAAAUUGAAUAGAUUGAAACAUGUGCUAAAAAUUAACGCAUCCAAAUGGGGUCGCGUAUUAAAAACGACGUCAAAAAACUCUUCGAGUUUUGGUGCGAAAUUACGCCCACGCGCCUUAUUGUGGAGCGAUUUCCGGAAAGCUUCUGCGACAAAGAGGUGCUCACAGGCAUCCCAGCAUUUGCGUUCCCCUGCGAUUUGGAAAGAAACGACGUCAAAAAACUCUUCGAGUUUUGGUGCGAAAUUACGCCCACGCGCCUUAUUGUGGAGCGAUUUCCGGAAAGCUUCUGCGACAAAGAGGUGCUCACAGGCAUCCCAGCAUUUGCGUUCCCCUGCGAUUUGGAAAGCGAUGCGGUUCAGUCCUACUCAUUUGUCCACACUACCAGCGAUUCCAAAUGGCGGUUUGGGUUCUGUCGGCACGAUCCCAAGACACAAACAGCCAUGGUUUUAAUAACAUAUUUACCAUGGCAUGAUACUUUCCUAAAGUUAUUGCCCGUGCUGGCAGAGCUGCGGCGCACAGAUCGCGAUGGAUUUCGCAGCUUUCUGUCGGAGGCCUAUAAUCGUGGUGUGCCAGACUUAGGAGGCAGUCUGACAGUUUUCUAUAAUAGUGGACAAAAUCAUUUCAUAUUCGAGCGUCCGCUGCAGUUCCAGUUGCCCAGCAUACCGGAAAAUCACAACUUAAAUCUCUACUACAAUUUUGUCGAUGCCAAGGAGAUGAUUUGUGUUUUUGCCGCGAUGCUGGCUGAGCGUCGAAUUGUAUUCACCUCGCGGCAUUUGGAUCGACUAUCCUCGUGCAUUCAAGCAGCAAGUGCAUUUCUAUAUCCCAUGGUGUGGCAGCACAUUUUCAUUCCUGUGCUUCCAAUGGAGUUCAAAGAUUACUUGGGUGCGCCUAUGCCAUAUUUAAUUGGUGUGCCCAAAGCGGUGCUCGAAACUGUUUCCACCGAUGAGCUCGGUGAGGUUGUGAUCCUAGACUGUGAUAUAAAAACAUUCGAAAGUCCUUUUGACGAUGUGCACGAUCUUCCACCGGAAAUAGUCUCACAGCUUAAGAAGUAUCUCAGUCCGGCACAGGUCCAUAUUGGCGAUAGGGUUUCGAAAAUUUUUCUGGGUGCUUUGGUUCAGCUUAUUGGCGGCUAUCGCGAUGCCGUUGAGUUCCACAACAACACAUUUAAUCGCGACAAAUUCAUUGAAUCUCGACCUACGCACCUUCGCCCCUUCCUUGCAAAAAUGAUGGAGCUGCAAAUCUUUGCACAAUUCGUCGAUGAUCGCCUCAAAAUGCUCAAUAGUGGUUUAAGCUUCUCCGAUGAGUUUGAAAAGGAGAUUGCGCGCUAUGCGGAUAAAAUGAAGAAACGCGGCCGUAAUUAUGCCUUCUUAAAGAAUGUAAAAGACAAGACUAAUCCAGCUGUUAAGUCUGCUGUCAAAUCGGUCAAGGAGAGCUCACGUGGCAUGAAGACUGCCUAUAAAGAUUUGAAAUCGAAAUUCCGCGAGAACACCCCCACACACUUUCAUUUUGGCUUGGGCUCGCCCCAACAUUCAGAUCGACCGGACGGUGCCAGUUCUGGAUACGCACGGAACGGGAAAAACAUUGGCGCCUCGCAUCAUUCGGCUCCCAGUUCGCCGGUAUUUAGCAAACGGCAUACAUUAGCCGCCAGCAAUUUAGAGACUUUAAAUGGUGGCACCGGAAGUAGUCAGGCGCAAAGACGUGGUCCCGUGCCGCUGGCCAUGUCUAGCUCGAGCAGCCACAUUCAGCCGAAUGGUUUUGCGCACGGUGCGCACGCUCCUGCUCAUUUUGGUCACCAUUUGGCUGCGUCUCCUGCUGUUAGCUCGGCAAGCUCGGUCUGCUCAUCGGAGAUGAAUCUGUCGCAGGAGCUGCAGAACCAUCCGCUGUUCAAAACACCCGCCGUGGACCGCAGCCUGAAGCCAACCUCUGAGACCAUCCACAAUCCACGUCAACGAUCAAUGGUCAGCAGCAGCAGCAACAGCACUAACACGCCCCCUGCACGACCGCCACCGCCCACGCUACCAGCACCUGCAGGUGGCACACCUAAGCAGCCAACGCCACCAGUCUCGUAUUACAACCACCCGUAUAGCUCAAGUGCCACACAUCCGAACGUGGAGAGCAAGCCGCCACGACAUUCAAAUGGAGCUACAAACUCGACACCUUCGCACACCUCGACCCCGCACAAGCACCGUUUGCUGACCACGACUGACUCGAGCUUCGAUAGUCCACCGGAUGUCCAAUCACCGCCCAUCCCGCCUAGACGACAAUGUAGCGCCAAUGCUGUAGUGGCGGCCACUGCAGCAGCCGUCAGCGCAGGCAUUAGUCGUCUCGAGCGUAAUUGUUGGCAGGAAUGUGGACCGACUAUGGAGCAGAAGCAUACAGACUCGCUACGCAGCUCCAGUUCGUCUAAUGCGUCCGUAUCAAAUUCAUCGUCGUGCUCGUCUGCAGCUUCAUUUAUGACGGCUGCCUCAAGAUUGUCGCAACUAAACAUUUCGUCACCGAUAGGCACAGGACCUGCACCAGUACCAAAGCGCAGGGUCAAACGAGAGUCGCCACGCUCUCUUCAACCGAACAGCACCCCGCAGGAGGACAGUAUGAAUGAUCUUAUAUCGCUGGACGAUAGCAAUAACACCAGCUUCGAUCUGGAAGAUUUUGAUCCGCUCAAUCAGAAUGCACGCCCUUUGCCUUCCCUCAACAAACUACACAACAAAAAGUCAACCACCUUGCCCGCAGGUGUCAGUAGCAGUAUUGUCCAAUCAACUGCAGAUAUAUCUCCAAUGGCGAACAGCAUCCAUAAUCCCCUAUAUCCCUAUUUUGCACCAAAACACAAGGCCACUGUUGCUGCCGUAACCAGUCGGGCACCCCCAUUGCCCACCAGCUUGCCGCCACAGAUUCAGAGAAGUUCUGCAUCUGGAACUGAUGAUGAUUUCGAAUUACUGCGAAAAUACGGACUCGAUCAGUUUUCACUAAACACCACAACUGGAUCGCCAACGACAACGAAUAAUACCGCACCGCUGGUGGCGGGUAAGGGCAUGAACAACUGGACCACUUUCGAUUAGGCAACAGCAAACGCUUCCGCUCGAAAAUAUACCAAAUAAGUGUGAAUAGGAUCGUGCUGUUGUAAAUAGCUAGGCAUAUAAAUGCAACUCGGUAAUGAUAUUUCAAUUCAUUUUUUAAAUUUAUGUAUAGUAGUUGAGUUGUGUAACCCGCUUAAGUCCAUGAAAGAGGGUAUUGUAAAUAAGAGAUAAUCAAAAAUAUUUAGUAAUUAUAGCAAUUAUGUAUGCCCCACAAAAAUAUUUGACUUCCAAAUCAAAAGACAUAACGUAAAUAAGCUUAGUGAGAAUUUAAAACCAAUUUAGCAUAACAAAGAACAAUUCAAAUAUCAAUAAAUUCGUAAUCAGUAAUUGUA
This is a messenger RNA of Scaptodrosophila lebanonensis, 3765 nucleotides long. RefSeq names its product DENN domain-containing protein 1A. Bases 407 to 3415 code for a protein of 1002 amino acids. The record is from RefSeq and is a predicted model, not a curated record. NCBI's taxonomy places the organism in Eukaryota, Metazoa, Arthropoda, Insecta, Diptera, Drosophilidae. Gene Ontology annotation, molecular function: phosphatidylinositol phosphate binding; guanyl-nucleotide exchange factor activity. Gene Ontology annotation, cellular component: intracellular membrane-bounded organelle; cytosol. Gene Ontology annotation, biological process: endocytic recycling; endocytosis. The transcript has 11 exons.